CAUGUCAAAGGUGAAACAUUGACACCUAAUUGUGUGUCUAUUUAUUUACACUCAAAAAGUGAACAAACAGGUUUGACUGAUCAUUUCAUGCGGAAGUCAGGCUUCCAUGUCGGGGCAGGACUGAAAUAUCUCUAACAUUGCCGUCAACUUGGGCUUUCACAGGCGGGGAUACAUGAACUGUACAGAUUCUAGAGAGCCCAAUGUCAAGGAUAUCGCUGCUGCUGUGCGAGAUCAAGGGAUAAGGUGAGGUAAGGUCAGAUGGAGAAACUCCGACAGUUCGCCAUCGAGUUUGAUGAGAGGAAUGAUGUGUUCGAGCCCGGGGAAUUUGUCAAAGGUCACGUGGUCGUUGACCUGGCAGAGAAAAUAAAGAUAAAAGGUUUGUGGCUGCAGUUCCAUGGACGCAGCAAAGUGAGUUUUGACAUCCACGAUGACGACUACACGGCUUCAGAGACGUACUUAAGUCACGAGGUCACGCUAUUCGGCAACGAGCAAGGACAGACUGGAGACGGUCCUGUGACGUCACACGUGCUGCCCGCGGGUCGCCAUGCCUUCCCGUUCCAGGUCCAGCUUCCUGCCGACGGACUGCCGUGCUCGUUCGAAUGGCAACGCUACGGCUAUGUUCGCUACACCAUCAACGCCACCAUCGGCAAGCCAUACCAGUCCACAAAAAAGGUGUUCAAGGUUCUGGAUAAGGGCGAAGAGGAUUCUUGGGAAGGGUUUAGUAUAACCGUGAGUCAGAAAGCUACCAUUAACGUUAUCAUUAUAGACUGAUUUGUUCAUUCUAGUUUGAUAAUGUGGUGGUCUUAGAGUAUUUAUUAGUGUGCUGAUUUUCCCACACCCCUACUUUUUCCAUGUUUAGAAUGCACGAGCCAUACUAUUACAUUCUUUCAUUCAUUUUUAAUUGAUGACAGCACCCUCCCAACAUGGUCCGGUCGAACAGAGACCUUCGUCUCUGUCCGGACGUACGCUUGUGCUGUUUGACCGGGCCGGUGGAGCUCCAGGCCCAGCCGGACCGAACAGUCUACU
Branchiostoma floridae (Florida lancelet) is the source of this 1026-nucleotide messenger RNA. Its product is annotated as arrestin domain-containing protein 2-like. NCBI's taxonomy places the organism in Eukaryota, Metazoa, Chordata, Leptocardii, Amphioxiformes, Branchiostomatidae. Gene Ontology annotation, cellular component: cytoplasm. The record is from RefSeq and is a predicted model, not a curated record. Bases 259 to 771 code for a protein of 170 amino acids. Gene Ontology annotation, biological process: protein transport. The transcript has 4 exons.